GUUCUGUAGUAUCGGUUGUGAUACGUCAUCACUGCGUUGUAAUAUGGCAACACUGAACUGAAUAAAGAAGCCAUUAUAAUAUCAGCACUCUAACUGAACAGACGAGUUUUAUUGAAUACUACAUUUGGCGACGAGGAAUAAAAAAAAAAGAAGACCGGAAAAAAGGAAAAUUUGGUGGAAAACAACGGGAGAAAUAUGAAUCAACAACCUUGGUGCAUUGGACCACGGUCUUUUGAUGUAAAGGAAGAGAACUGUGCGACAGAGUGGAAACGAUGGUUACGCAGUUUCGAAUUCUUCGCAACAGCAAGUGGCAUUUCGGACGAGAGUAAACAUAACUGGUUACUGCACUACGCGGGACCACAAGUUCAGGAGAUUUUCGAUAACCUGCCAGAUUCACCAACUGAAACGAAACCGACGGUAACAACUGGAAGAAUCGAAUUUCAAGUUGAAAACGAUGAAGACGAGAACAACGAAAAUGAUCAUGACAACGAAUACUCCAGAACUGUAGCGAAGCUGACCGACCAUUUCGCUCCAAAGCAAAACAAGAGUUAUGAGCGGCAUAUUUUCCGGAAGAUGAGCCAAGGAAAAAAUGAACGAAUCGAUUCGUUUGCCAUCCGUUUGCGUGAACAGGCCAAUCGCUGUGAAUUCGGCAACCAAAAGGACGAGAAUAUCAAAGACCAGAUAACAGCAGCCUGUCACUCGGAUCUGCUUCGACGAAAAAUACUUGAACGAGGUGACCACGAUUUGAACUCUGUCAUGAAAUUGGGAAGAAUCCUCGAAUCCGUAUCUAACCAGCAAAAAUCAUUCGUCAACGAUGCGAAACCUCCGAGCGAUGGAUUGGACGACAAGAGCGAGGUGUGUGAGAUCCGUACCAGAACUGCAUUCAAACGGAAAUACUUUGACAAGACACAAUCCAAUCAUAAACGCGAUGAAUGUAGUCGUUGCGGCUUGAAUGGACACAAGUCCGAUGACAUGAAAUGUCCGGCUAAAGGAAAAAAAUGCCUGAAAUGUGGAAAACUCGACCAUUUUUCAAAAAAAUGUUUCACUAAAAACGCUAAUCAACCGCCAACGAAAUUCAAGCGAGAGUCAGUUCGUCUGGUCGACACGUACAACGACAAUAAAUAUGAUGACUACGACGACGUGUUCAUCAUCGACAACGACGGCGUCUUCCAUAAUUCCAACGGCGAGAACAACGACAAUACGAUGUGGUGCAAAAUCGGAGGCGUCGAACUCCAAUUUGUUAUCGAUUCCGGCACUAGACGGAACAUCAUUGACAGAGAAUCUUGGUCAGAUCUGAAAACAAAGCACAUUGCAACAACUUGGCGUCGAAAGGAAGUUGAUGCCGGUUUCACGUCUUACGGUGGUCAUCGUCUACAAUUCUUGGGAAUGUUUGAGGCAAAAAUCGAAAUCGGCGAUAAGCAAUCGAUGGAAUCAUUUUAUGUGGCGGACGAAAUUGGAAAAUGCUUGCUGGGUUACGUCACAGCAAAACGCUUGGGAAUUCUUAAGAUUGGCAUCAACGUAAACAAUGUCACCGAUGAGACAACAGGAAAACUCAGCACAAUCAAAGGUAUAAGUGUCGAAAUACCAAUGAAAGACAACUGUAAGCCUGUUCAGCAACCGUAUCGUCGAAUCCCCGCUCCUUUGGAGAAAGCCGUCGAUGAAAAAAUUUCCAAAAUGCUCCGUCAAGACAUCAUUGAGAAAGUGAACGUUUCAAAGUGGAUUUCACCGCUGGUUAUAACACCGAAACCAAACAACGACGUCCGAGUAUGCGUCGACAUGCGACGAGUCAACGAAGCAGUCGCCAGAGAACACCACCCACUACCAACGAUUGAAAAUUUUCUCCCACAAUUGGAAAAUGCUAAAUUCUUUUCCAAAUUGGACAUCGAGCAGGCCUUUCAUCAAGUGGAAAUAAGUGAAAAUUCCAGAGAAAUAACAACAUUCAUCACAAAGAGAGGACUUUUUCGCUACAAACGAUUAAUGUUUGGAAUCAACUGCGCUCCCGAAAUUUUUCAAAAAAUCAUGGAGCAAAUUUUGAAUGGCUGUGAUGGUACGUUGAACGCGAGCGACGAUAUCAUCGUGUAUGGAAACACCAAGAAGGAGCACGACGAACGAUUGGAUCGCGUGUUGAAUCGACUGAAACAAUUCAAUGUCACUUUGAACUUCAACAAAUGUGUGUUUGGAGCAACCGAAAUCGACUUUCUUGGACACCAUCUUUCAACAGACGGCAUUCGACCAAUGUCAAGCAAAAUUUCAGCUGUGAAGGAAUUUCGUGAUCCAAGAACUACCGAGGAAGUCAGAAGUUUCCUUGGGCUCGUCAACUAUGUCGGGAAAUUCAUCCCAAACCUGGCCACAACUGCAGAGCCAUUGAGCAAACUGAACCGAAAGGGAGCACAUUUUCGCUGGGAAGACGAACAGAAGGACGCUUUCGAGAAAUUGAAAAAUCAACUGACAUCUGACACCGUACUUGGAUAUUACAACGUCAACGACCGAACACAGAUCAUCGCCGAUGCCAGCCCAGUUGGUCUCGGAGCAGUUUUGAUUCAAUUCAAGGAAUGUGGACCACGAAUCAUUGCAUAUGCUAGUCGCAGUCUAACAAAAAUCGAACGUAAAUAUUCGCAGCCGGAAAAAGAAGCACUCGCUCUAGUAUGGGCAGUUGAACGAUUUCAUUUUUACAUUUUCGGCCGGGAAUUCGAGUUGGUCAGCGAUCACAAGUCAUUGGAAGCAUUGUUCAGUCCGAAAUCAAAGCCCUGUGCAAGGAUCGAACGCUGGGUCCUUCGUUUGCAAUCGAACAAGUACAAAGCCGUUUUCAAACCGGGAAAAUCGAACAUUGCCGAUCCGUUGUCCAGACUCAUACGGGAAACGGAUGACAUCAACGCAAUCGACGGAGAUCGGGACGACGAAUCAUAUAUCAAUUGGAUCGUGAUGCACGCAACUCCAAAAGCGAUCCCAAUCGAACGAAUUGAGAUUGAUUCUCUAGCCGACAAAACGAUCGAAUCAGUGAAGCGUGCGACGGACACCAACGACUGGAGUGACGAAUUGACCACACCAUUCAAGCACUUUGCAACCGAAUUUUGUUUCGCCAGAAACAUUCUACUACGCGGUUCGAGAAUCGUUAUGCCCGAAUGUCUGCGUAAUCAAAAGUUGGAACUGGCUCAUGAAGGACACCCUGGCAUGUCAGUGAUGAAACGACGCAUCCGCGCGAAAGUUUGGUGGCCAAGAAUAGAUACCCACGUUGAGGAUUUCGUGAAGAAAUGUAAAGGCUGCAGUUUGGUGGGCGCUCCAUCACCACCAGAACCACUUUCACGGCGAAGUCUACCAUCAGCGGCAUGGGAACACUUGGCAAUAGAUCAUAUGGGACCGUUGCCAUCAAACCACUAUCUCUUGGUUGUCGUUGAUUACUACAGCAGAUACAAGGAAGUGGAGAUCGUGACUUCCACCGACGCCAAUCAGACCAUUCGAAAAUUGAAAAUGAUGUUUGCAAGAUUUGGAUUUCCAUUGUCUAUGCAAGCCGAUAAUGGUCCACCGUUCAACAGUCACGAGUUUGAGACAUUUUGCAAUGACAACAACAUUCACUUGAACAAUGGAACUCCGUACUGGCCUCAACAGAAUGGUGAAGUGGAACGCCAGAACAGAUCGUUAUUAAAACGGUUAAAGAUCAGUCAAUUGGAGAAAAGAAACUGGCAAGACGACCUACAAGAUUACCUCCUGAUGUAUCGAUCCACACAGCAUUCGACCACAAUGAUGACACCAGCUGAAAUGAUGUUCAGCCGAAAUAUUCGUGACAAGCUCCCUUCGAUUCGAGCACCCAGAUCUGAAAACGACGAAGAAGUCCGUGAUCGUGAUACCGAAAUGAAGAACAAAGGGAAACAGUACGCCGAUACGAAGCGACACGCAGAACCAAAUGAAAUAAGAGAAGGGGACAACGUGGUUUUGAAACGACAAAAGCCAACCAAUAAAUUGUCAAGCACAUUUGAGCCGACCACAUACACCGUCAAGGAACGAAAGGGUAGCGAAAUCGUGGUCGAAAAUCCCGAAACUGAAACCGAAUAUCGAAGAAAUGUUGCACAUGCAAAGAAAAUCCCAACCGGGGGUUUCCGAACGACAGAAGACAACCCAACCGAUGCGAUUCCGAAUGUUCCUGAUGCAAUCCCGACUGCGGAGACUGCAAACGAUCACGAGAAUCCGGAUCAGAACCAACGGCCGAAAUCAACACGAGUUCGUGGAGCACCCAAACGUUAUGGGUUCGAGUAAGCGGGAUGGACCAAAUCAAUGAGAUUUUUUUUUCUUUUCUCUCGAAGCGAAUGAAUUUUAAUUUUUUUUUUAUGAACGAGAGGAAGAUAGUGGGAGACGAUAUUGGAUGAAUUGUUAUGAGGAGGAAUUCGAUGAAUUAAUUUAAAGGGGGAAUGGUGUAGUAUCGGUUGUGAUACGUCAUCACUGCGUUGUAAUAUGGCAACACUGAACUGAAUAAAGAAGCCAUUAUAAUAUCAGCACUCUAACUGAA
Molecule: messenger RNA, 4501 nt
Organism: Bradysia coprophila
Lineage: Eukaryota; Metazoa; Arthropoda; Insecta; Diptera; Sciaridae
Source: RefSeq, a predicted model, not a curated record